Molecule: messenger RNA, 195 nt
Organism: Phaethon lepturus (White-tailed tropicbird)
Lineage: Eukaryota; Metazoa; Chordata; Aves; Phaethontiformes; Phaethontidae
Product: prostaglandin E synthase-like
Exons: 2
Biological process (GO): prostaglandin biosynthetic process
Cellular component (GO): membrane
Molecular function (GO): prostaglandin-E synthase activity
Source: RefSeq, a predicted model, not a curated record
AUGAUGGAAAACACAGUGUUUAUGUCAUUCACGUUCUACAGCACGAUCUUGAUUUUAAAAAUGUAUGUCGUUGCCAUCAUUACGGGACAAGUGAGACUCAGAAAGAAGGCGUUUGCAAACCCGGAGGACGCGCUGCGCAACGGUGGGCUGCAGUACUACCGCGAGGACCCCGACGUGGAGCGGUGCCGCAGGCGA